GGGAAAGUCAAACCCAUCUGCACAAUGAAGCAGAAGCAGCCUAAGACCGAGGCAGCUCCGCACUGUGAGCUGAAAUCCUACUCUAAGAACUCAGACACUCGGGUAUCCAGCAUGGUGUUGGAUCCUGAACAGAAGAUGCCUGAUGAUGAUGCUUCUGGAGACCAUGGGGAUUCUGCCAGUCUUGGUGCCAUCAACCCUGCCUACAGUAACUCCUCUCUUCCUCAGUCCACCAGGCACUCAGAAGAACCCUUCACCACCUAUUUUGAUGAGAAGAUUUCCAUUCCUGAGGAGGAGUAUUCUUGCUUCAGCUUUCGUAAGCUCUGGGCUUUCACGGGACCAGGCUUUCUUAUGAGCAUUGCCUACCUGGAUCCAGGAAACAUCGAAUCUGAUUUGCAGUCUGGAGCAGUGGCUGGAUUUAAGGUGAACAUCAAGGUCCUACUUGGGUUUCUUUUAAACAAACCCAGUACUUCUUCAUACCCUUUACUCUGCCUACUGG
Molecule: messenger RNA, 496 nt
Organism: Talpa occidentalis (Iberian mole)
Lineage: Eukaryota; Metazoa; Chordata; Mammalia; Eulipotyphla; Talpidae
Product: natural resistance-associated macrophage protein 2-like
Exons: 4
Biological process (GO): metal ion transport
Cellular component (GO): plasma membrane
Molecular function (GO): manganese ion transmembrane transporter activity; cadmium ion transmembrane transporter activity; iron ion transmembrane transporter activity
Source: RefSeq, a predicted model, not a curated record